Molecule: messenger RNA, 819 nt
Organism: Fragaria vesca subsp. vesca
Lineage: Eukaryota; Viridiplantae; Streptophyta; Magnoliopsida; Rosales; Rosaceae
Product: F-box/FBD/LRR-repeat protein At1g13570-like
Exons: 2
Coding region: 1-819 (272 amino acids)
Source: RefSeq, a predicted model, not a curated record
AUGGCAAUCAUGGAAACGGAUACCCCCUUUGCCUCGUGGAAGCACCCUUUCGUCAGAGAACUGAGGGGUUGCGUGAAGCAUUCAAGGACAUCCAUUUUAUCCACCGAGUGGCGGCAUAUAGCUCGAGGUUUUUCGCAACUGGUGUUUGAGGAUCAACCCACAUGGAGCGAGGCGAGGUUCAUCGACGUGGUUGAUCACGUCCUCUCAAAUCAUGGUGUAGCCAUAAUCAAGUUCAAAGUUUCUGGGGUCGGUAGAGUGGACAUCGGAGCGGUUGAUCGUUGGAUUAGUCGCGUUUUUGAUCUAUCUGUCCAAGAGUUGACUCUCCGGAUGAGUCAUGGUUCGGAGGACCUCUUCCAUCGAAUUUCUGACCGACUGUACACUAACCACCAACUUACUUAUCUUCAUUUGACGUCAUGUUCGCUGGUUCGGCCACCACAAGCGUUUACUGGGUUCAGAAACUUGAAGAAGAUAGUUUUUUACAGAGUUUUCAUGCCUCAAGGUGCGGCCAACAUGUUCUUCGAUCAUUGCCAAUCACUUGAAGAGCUGAUCCUCGCUCGCAUUAUCAGUUGUGCAGUCUUGUACAUCAGUGCUCCAAGACUAAUGUUUCUGGUGGUUUCUAAUUCGUUUAAUGAGAUUACGUUUGUAAACACAAAAAGGCUUUCUCAUGUUAUCAUCCAUAAAUUAGAUAGUCCACCCGAAGCCACGGUUAACGGUCUGGGAAAUCUGGUCAAGUUUUUCAGUGUCUUGCCGAGUGUUCAAGUCCUAACAAUUAGUGGCCACUUCAUGAAGGUAUAUGAGCUUUCUCUUCGUUUGGUGUAG